CCUCCCGAGACCCGCCGGGGGCGUGGCCUCGCGCGGCUCUGGCGGGUCCCGCCGGCCUCCGCAGCUCCGCCCCUGGUCACGUGCGGCCCGCGGUGCGCUCGCCUUCGCGCGGCUCCUCGUGGCCACCGUAGAGGGCGUGCGGCGGCCGCAGGGACGGAAGCCGGGAGGCGCCGCCGACCGCGCCUGCGACAGCGUCAGCUCUGCGCGGAGCGCCGGCCCAUGGCGGCGGCGGCGAUGGCAGAGCAGGAGGGCGCCCGCAACGGCGCCCGCAACCGCGGCGGCGUCCAGCGCGUGGAGGGCAAGCUGCGCGCCAGCGUCGAGAAGGGCGACUACUACGAGGCGCACCAGAUGUACCGGACCCUCUUCUUCAGAUACAUGUCCCAAAGCAAGCAUGCGGAGGCCCGAGAGCUCAUGUACUCAGGGGCAUUGCUCUUCUUCAGUCAUGGCCAGAACAGUGCAGCUGACCUAUCCAUGCUGGUCCUCGAAUCCCUGGAGAAGGCUGAGGUGGAUGUCGCCGAUGAGCUGUUGGAAAAUCUGGCCAAAGUGUUCAGUUUGAUGGAUCCAAAUUCUCCCGAGCGAGUAGCUUUUGUGUCCAGAGCCCUGAAGUGGUCCAGUGGAGGGUCCGGGAAACUGGGCCAUCCUCGGCUCCACCAGCUGCUGGCCCUCACGCUGUGGAAAGAGCAAAACUACUGUGAGUCUCGGUAUCACUUUCUGCACUCCACUGACGGCGAGGGCUGUGCCAACAUGCUGGUCGAGUACUCCACCGCCCGAGGCUUCCGAAGUGAGGUGGACAUGUUCGUGGCUCAGGCUGUGCUACAGUUUCUCUGUUUGAAAAACAAGAACAGCGCGCUGGUGGUAUUCACUACGUACACACAGAAGCACCCGUCCAUCGAGGAUGGGCCGCCCUUUGUUCAACCCCUGCUCAAUUUCAUCUGGUUCCUGCUGCUGGCUGUGGACGGUGGCAAGCUGGCUGUGUUCACAGUGCUGUGCGAACAGUACCAGCCGUCCUUGCGGAGGGACCCCAUGUACAACGAGUACCUCGACAGGAUCGGACAGCUCUUCUUCGGUGUGCCGCCAAAGCAGACGUCCUCCUAUGGAGGCUUGCUAGGGAACCUGCUGAGCAGCCUCAUGGGCUCCUCGGAGCAGGAGGAGGGGGAAGAGAGCCAGGACGACAGCAGCCCCAUCGAGCUGGACUGAAGCUCCCUGGCCAGCGUGGAGAUGCCCAUGGCCGGCACCGCUGGGACGGAUUCAGUGCCAGGCUGGGCACGAGGCCCCUUACCAGUGAGCUUCUGCUCUGCGGCUGGAGGGGCCACCUGUGCAGAUUCUGUCCCUAUUUAUCUAUGGUGGUUGAAGGCUGUGUGGCCAGGACAGAGAGCAAGGCCCAGCUCCUGCUGGCCAACCGUGUUCCUUCAGAUCACCCACAAUAAAGCGCAGGCCUUGCUGCAGCA
This is a messenger RNA of Psammomys obesus (fat sand rat), 1448 nucleotides long. RefSeq names its product guided entry of tail-anchored proteins factor 4 (gene Get4). Gene Ontology annotation, cellular component: BAT3 complex; cytosol. Gene Ontology annotation, molecular function: protein binding. The record is from RefSeq and is a predicted model, not a curated record. Gene Ontology annotation, biological process: protein insertion into ER membrane. Bases 220 to 1197 code for a protein of 325 amino acids. The transcript has 9 exons. Lineage: Eukaryota; Metazoa; Chordata; Mammalia; Rodentia; Muridae.